ACACACAGAGAAGAAAACUAAACUCUCUCUCUCUCUUUUUCUUACUCCUCAUCAUCUUAAUUAAACACCACUGCUUUCCCAAUGCAAUUGUUUUCUUCACAUCCAACAUAUCACUGUCUAUCUCUAUGUUAUUGUACUCUUUCUCUUUCUCUUUCUUUAUUUCUUUUUCUCAAUCUCUCUCACUCUUCCUUUAUAUGUGGUCCUUUAGUUUUCCUUCUCUUAUCACUUUCUCCAUUUCUACAUAUACCUAGCCUUAUAUCCCACAACGCUACUAUAUCUUAGCCUUUCCCUCCCUCCCUUCUCCCAUAUUAUAUAGCUUGUUUUAUUUCUUAGACUCCACCCAUCAUUUUUCAUUGCAUCUUCUUCAAUUUGUGUGUUCACUCUCUCCUCGUGGCUAUAGUUUUGCACAGUAAAUAAACUGAACUGAAGCUAUAUAGAAGCAAGUGGUGAUUAAUUACUUACUAUAGACAAUUAUAUAUAUAUAUAUAUUAAUUACACCAAUUUAUAAGGUCUUUAUCUAUCUAGCUAGCUAGGUAAAAUUAACAUGUCUAGCAGAAGGUCCAGGCAGCAAUCUGCAUCCACAAGGAUCUCCGAUGACCAAAUCAUCGACCUUGUUUCCAAGUUGCGUCAACUUGUUCCUGAGAUUCGCGAUAGGCGUUCUGAUAAGGUAUCAGCAUCUAAGGUCCUACAAGAGACCUGUAACUACAUCAGAAGCUUACACAGAGAAGUGGAUGACCUAAGCGAACGACUGUCUCAGUUGUUGGCCACAAUCGAUGCUGAUAGCCCUGAAGCUGCCAUCAUUAGGAGCCUAAUUAACUAAUAAUAUUAAGCAAGUAAUAUCAGCUCAUUUUCCUAUAUCCAAGGAGAUAUAUAAGAGUGUAUUAAUUUCUUCUUCUUAAUUUAGGUGGCAUAGAGUGCAGUUUGAGGUUCCUUCCAAUAUUUAUAGUAUAUGGCAGGAAUGGCGCACUUGUAAGUUAAAGGUUUUGUGAUAAGAAUUAAGGACUCUCUGUAUUAUGGCUAUAGUGCUAUAUAUUAAUAUAUGCAUGCCACAUUUAUAGAUGCCACAAAA
Molecule: messenger RNA, 1069 nt
Organism: Glycine soja
Lineage: Eukaryota; Viridiplantae; Streptophyta; Magnoliopsida; Fabales; Fabaceae
Product: transcription factor PRE5-like
Exons: 2
Coding region: 545-820 (91 amino acids)
Biological process (GO): regulation of DNA-templated transcription; regulation of growth
Molecular function (GO): protein dimerization activity
Source: RefSeq, a predicted model, not a curated record